GUAGCGCUGCAUGCUGGCAACUAGCAUAGUGGCAUCAGAUGUGUUGUAUACGUCAAAGGUAUGCGAAAGGAUAUUGUUGAUGAUAGACGCUUCACGAUCUGGGAUUAUUACUGUCCACGUUAUUACAAGAUAUUUUUAAAAGAAUGUCUUACCAAUUAUAUAGAAACACAACGUUAGGAAACACGUUGCAAGAGAGCCUCGACGAGCUGAUACAGUAUGGACAAAUAACGCCACAGCUUGCAAUAAAGGUAUUGCUACAAUUUGACAAAGCUAUUAAUCAAGCUCUAGCAACAAGAGUUAAGUCAAGACUUACGUUUAAGGCUGGUAAAUUAAAUACAUAUAGAUUUUGUGAUAAUGUAUGGACGUUUAUGCUAAAUGAUGUUGAAUUCCGUGAGGUUCAAGAGGUUGCGAUAGUAGAUAAAGUAAAAAUUGUAGCUUGCGAUGGAAAAACAUUGGAUGCUGAUGGAGCAGCAAAACGAUAACAAAUUUAGUAUUUUAUACAUGUAAGGAAAAUCUUUCUCAUAUUGACAAAACAAACUUGACAAAAACAAAGCAAAAAUAAGACAAAAUGUAAAAAUAAAUUUAGAUUUCUUUCUUGUAAACAUUCAACUACCGGCAGCUAGUAUAAUAUAUCAAAUUUAAGAAAAUGUGUAAUUUUUGUAACUGCAUUAAAAACCAACCAAUAC
Messenger RNA from Monomorium pharaonis (pharaoh ant), 686 nucleotides. RefSeq names its product transcription initiation factor IIA subunit 2 (gene TfIIA-S). Lineage: Eukaryota; Metazoa; Arthropoda; Insecta; Hymenoptera; Formicidae. The coding region runs from base 144 to 482 and encodes 112 amino acids. The transcript has 4 exons. Gene Ontology annotation, molecular function: RNA polymerase II general transcription initiation factor activity; TBP-class protein binding. The record is from RefSeq and is a predicted model, not a curated record. Gene Ontology annotation, biological process: transcription initiation at RNA polymerase II promoter; RNA polymerase II preinitiation complex assembly. Gene Ontology annotation, cellular component: transcription factor TFIIA complex.